Molecule: messenger RNA, 5937 nt
Organism: Esox lucius (northern pike)
Lineage: Eukaryota; Metazoa; Chordata; Actinopteri; Esociformes; Esocidae
Gene: sec31a
Product: SEC31 homolog A, COPII coat complex component
Exons: 29
Coding region: 202-4872 (1556 amino acids)
Biological process (GO): endoplasmic reticulum organization; COPII-coated vesicle cargo loading; intracellular protein transport
Cellular component (GO): endoplasmic reticulum exit site; COPII vesicle coat
Molecular function (GO): structural molecule activity; protein binding
Source: RefSeq, a predicted model, not a curated record
GAGAUUUGUAUGCCACGUUGAUGGAGCCGAAGACCAGUGGGGACGUGGAAUUUCAGUCAAUCAGCAGCCCGGAGCUUUCGCCUUCUAGCUAUUAGCUAAUACAUCGUGCAUCAAAAGAAAGGGAACUUGCACGGGUAAUCGAAGCUUGUCUGUCUGUGUAUGUAUGUGUUCAUGUUAUAAGUGCGCCCAGAACUGCCAAGGAUGAAGCUCAAGGAGGUCAACCGCACAGCCAUCCAGAGCUGGAGCCCAGCCCAGCACCACCCUGUGUACCUGGCGGCAGGUACGUCAGCCCAGCAGCUCGAUGCGUCUUUCAGCACCACUGCCUCUCUGGAGAUCUUUGAGCUGGACCUGGCUGAGCCUUCUCUGGACAUGAAGCUCCGCGGAGCAUACUCCUCGUCCCAUAGGUACCACAAGCUGGCGUGGGGUCCCCAUGGCAUGGACGCGCAGGGUCUUCCAUCUGGAGUGCUCAUCGCGGGGGGAGAGAAUGGUGACGUCAUCCUGUACGACCCAGCCAAGAUCAUUGCCGGAGACAGCGACGUUGUGAUCGCUCAGAACGUCAAACACAGUGGGCCGGUCAGGGCCCUGGACGUCAACUCCUUCCAGACAAACCUGGUGGCUUCAGGAGGUAACGAAUCAGAGAUUUAUAUCUGGGACCUGAACAACUUUGGCUCCCCGAUGACACCUGGUCCGAAAACUCAGCCUCUGGAGGAUAUCAGCUGUGUGGCUUGGAAUAGACAGGUCCAGCACAUCUUGGCCUCUGCCAGUCCCAGUGGCCGCGCCUCCAUCUGGGACCUCCGCAAGAACGACCUCAUCAUCAAAGUCAGCGACCACAGCAACAGGAUGCACUGCUCUGGGCUUGAGUGGAACCCGGAGGUAGCUACUCAGCUGGUUCUAGCCUCGGAGGAUGACAGGAUGCCAGUUAUCCAGAUGUGGGACUUGCGCUUCUCCACCUCCCCUCUCAAAGUCCUGGAGAACCACACAAGGGGUGUCCUGGCUAUUGCCUGGAGUGUAGCUGACCCUGAGCUGCUGCUGAGUUGUGGAAAAGACAACCGAAUCCUCUGUUGGAACCCCAACACUGCCGAAGUGCUGUAUGAGCUUCCCACCAGUACUCAGUGGUGCUUUGAUAUCCAGUGGUGCCCCAGAAACCCGGCCGUGCUGUCUGCCGCCGCCUUCGACGGCCACAUCAGCGUCUACUCCAUCAUGGGGGGCAGCAGCCAGGCUGUCAGUCAGACACAGGCGGACACGAUAGGCCAGUCGUUUGGCAACAUGGAUCCGUUUGGGAUGGGUCAGACUCUGCCCCCUCUGCAGCUUCCCCAGGCCCCGGCCGGCCAUGCUGCUCUCAGCCCGCUCAAGAAGCCCCCCAAGUGGCUCCGCAGACCCGUGGGAGCCUCCUUUGCUUUUGGUGGUAAGCUGGUGUCAUUGGAGAACACCAAGCUCAGCCCAGAGCAGCCUCAGCAGCCCGUAGCUCGUGUGGUCCACAUCAGUCAGGUUGUCACCGAGACCGCCUUCCUGGAGCGCUCGGCCCAGCUGCAGGCCACACUGGCGGCUGGCGGCUUCGCUGACUUCUGCCAGAAAAAGAUUGGCGCGGCCCAGAAUGAGUUUGAGAAGACAGUCUGGGCUUUUCUGAAGGUGAACUUUGAGAACGACGCCCGUGGAAAGUACCUGGAGCUUUUGGGAUACAAGAAAGAGGAGCUAGCAGCAAAGAUUGCAGUGGCUUUAGAGGAAAAACCUAUUCAACCCAAAGAGCCAGCGCCUGAUCCUUCCCCGACCUCUGCUUCUGACGCUGACCCAGAACCAAAGGUAUGGCCUGACCCCAUCCCUGCUGUCCCGCUCAGCACUGAGCCAGACCACCCUUCUCUCAAACCCCUGCUUCCGCCUGCCCUCCAGCCUGAACCUGAUCCCCAUCCAGAGCCGGAGCUUGCCCUCCUGCCCAGUGGUGGCUUUUCACCUACUUCUGAUCCAAUGACUGUCCUCCAAUCUGUCCCAAUGCUUGAACCAAGCGCUGACCACCUGCCUCUUGUCUUGCACGUUGGCCAGAAUCUUGAGCCAGAAAAUGACCUCACUCUGGCCGCCCCAGCUGACCUCCCGGGCAUACCUGAUGCUUUCAACCCGGUGGACAUGCAGCUCGUUUCGAUGUUGAACCAAGUUGACUUACAGCCUGUCUCUCUGUUGGGCCUGUAUGGUGAAGUGUCUGAUGAACAGCCUCCUCUAGAGGCUGAACUCCCCCUCACCCACAUGGCUGCUCCUCCUGUCUCCACCCUGCAGCCUCUAGCAGAUCUCCCGCCCCAAGUUGCGUUGGACGACACCAGUGCCACUCUUCUCCAGCCCACAGCACAACCGGAACUCGUUCCGGAGUCAGAACCGGAAGAUCCGUUUGACCUCAUCGCUGCUGGAAACCUCCGACCGGCAGCGGCGCUGGAAAUGACUGGAGCUCUGGAUCCAGCGGAAGCAGAGGUAGACCUGACAGAGCCUGGUAACCUCGAGGCUGAAGCUGGGCCCGUUGUGGAGGAACAGACGGUGGAUGAAGCGAUUCCUCUGGAGGAGGAGCCAGCCGUACCGGUGGACGCGGAGGUAGUGGCUAGCCUUCCAGAGGGGCCCUUGGAUCCAGCCCCAGCCCCUGAGGGCAUUGACCUCACUGUCAGUCAGGACGUGGACGGCCUGAUCACACAAGCCCUGCUGACCGGGAACUUUGAGGGCGCGGUGGAACUCUGUCUCCAUGACAACCGCAUGGCAGACAGCAUCAUCCUGGCCAUCGCUGGGGGGGCGGAGCUUCUGAAGAAAACACAGCAGAAGUACUUCACCAUGACCCACAGCAAGAUCACCAAGCUGAUCAGUGCCGUGGUAACGGAGGACUGGCGUGACGUGCUACAGACUUGUGAGCUGCAGAACUGGAAGGAGGCUCUGGCUGCGGUCAUGACCUACGCCCAUUCUGAGGAGUUCUCCUCCCUGUGUGACCUGCUCGGCUGCAGACUGGAGGCUGCGGAGGACGAGCGGCUGCAGACUCGGGCCUCCCUGUGUUAUAUCUGCUCCGGCAAUGUGGAGAAGCUGGUUUCCUGCUGGACAGGCGCGCAGGAUGGACACUGCCCUCUGUCUCUGCAGGACCUGAUGGAGAAGGUAGUGGUUCUCCGCAGGGCCGUGGACCAGAGCCGUGCCUCCGGGCCCUCAGCCGUGGGGCAUCUUCUGGGCGAGAAGAUGAGUCAGUACGCCAGCCUGCUAGCCUCCCAGGGCAACCUCACCACCGCCAUAGCAUACCUGCCCCACGACACAGAGCAGGUCGCGGUGCAGCAGUUGCGCGACCGUCUCAGCAGAGCUCUGGGCCAACCGUCGCCCGUCUCGGCAACGGCCCCAACACCUGUGGCCCAGGUCCAGCCACAACCCCUGGCUCCCCACCCCACAGGGGGCCAACCCAGGCCUCUCUUCACCCCCACGCCCCAGCCCGGAACGGGCCAACAGAGGCCCCUCUUCGCCCCGGCCCAACCUCCCAUGGUACCCCAGCAGCCCGCACCAACGCCAGCCCCGGUGCCAACCUCAGUCCCGUCACAGCCACAGUACUACCAGCCGGUGAGGUCUGCCUCUACAGUGACCUCCUGGAGUAACCAAACUCCCACUGCUCUUCCCAGUGCCCCUCCUCUAGGCCCCGCCGUCACUGAGCCCCAGGCUGAACAGACACCUGCCAUGUACGGAGCGCCGCCCCCUGGGUCUGCAGCUCCCCCGGCCUCUUCGUCCGCUGCCUUCCCCCCUAUGUUCUCCCAUCAGUACCAGCCCUACCCUCCAGCCAGUCAGUACCAGGCUGACGCUGGAGGGCCAUCUAUCUAUUCACCUCUUCAAUACUCUGCGCCUCCUCCUCCCUCUUUCUGCUCCUCACCUGAAGCCCCGGCUCCAGGCUUCAUGCCCCAGUACACUCAACAACCCCUCUACCCACCCCCUUUCACGGGCCAGCCUGCGUCCUCCGCCCCUUUGUCUCAGACUCCUUUCUCUCCUGCUUCUGCCACCUCCUUCUCUCCUCUGUCCUCUGGAGCGUCUUUCCAACAUGGCGGACCGGGGUCACCUGCCUCGUACAUGCCGCCUCCCCCACCAGCUGGAUCCUCAGGUACACGGCCUGAAACCGCCUCCCACCAAGUCCCGGCCUCUCAGAGAACAGAGGGAUAUUAUCCAGCAGACACUACCUGUGUCUUGGAAGGGGAAGGCCCUCAGAACGGCUGGAACGACCCUCCCAACCUGACCAGAGAUUCAAAGAAGAAGAAGGUCCCAGAGAACUACACUCCGCCUGCCCCCAUCACAGCCCCCAUCUUUUCCCCUCUGGGUGCCGGGGACCCUCAGGCCCAGCAGCCCCACUCCAUGCCCCCCCAGGCCAUGGCCCCAGACCAAACCCAGAUCCAGACACCUUACCAGGGCAUGCAGCAGCAGAUGGCCCCCCCAAUCUUCAACCCUGGCCUGCCGAAGACGCGCGGAGGGAGUGUGGAGGGAGCACCCGGAGCCCCUAUCGGAGAGGUCAUACAGUCGAUGCAGUCUAUCCCUGCUGAGAAGAUCACUAAAAAGCCCAUCCCGGCGGAGCACCUCGUCCUGAAGAACACCUUCGAGGGCCUCAUCCAGAAAUGCUUGGCUGCUGCCACAGACCCUCAAACCAAGAGGAAGCUUGACGACGCCCACAAACGCCUUGAGGCCCUCUACGACAAGCUGAGAGAGCAGACCCUCUCUCCUGCCAUUGUUGGAGGGCUGCACAACAUUGUGCAGUGUAUUGAUUCCCGAUCCUACAUGGAGAGCCUGAACAUCCACACACACAUUGUAAGCAGCAGCAACUUCAGCGAGACGUCUGCCUUCAUGCCUGUGCUGAAGGUGGUGUUGACACAAGCCAACAAGCUAGGUGUCUGAAAGCCUUGCCCACCCUCAGAGUCUGGGGCAAAAAUGAGAAGGGGCCGAUCAGAGAAUGUCGUAAGAGACCAGGAAGUAGACAUAGUUGGAGCUAAUUUGGCUCCCAUAGUUGUUCGACUUCCUGCAGAAUCUCACGGUUGUAUGACGUCACCGCCCGAUCCUUCUUGUUUUUAAUCCAAACUCAGAGAACCCUCCCACUUCCUUAUACAACUCAAACACAAGCCAUGCCACCAGUAUCUCUACAGCACAUUUAAAUCAUGCAGAACGGACCAACAUGUAUUAAUAUUGCCAGUCUUGUUUUAACUUGAAUCAUGUGUUUUAAAAGGAAACAGUUUUAGGAUAUCUUAUGUUGUUUUUAGAUAUUUCUUCAUUCUUUUGUUGUUUUAUAAUUUCUUUUUUUUUUCAUUCUGUUUUAAUUUCAGUGUUAUGAUUUUCAGACAGAGCAGUGUGCAAUGGGGGGUUGCACCCCUUUUAACCAGAGACUGUAACUUAAGACCCAGGAGAAAUGCAUGCUCAGACAUUAUGCCUGGAAUCAUAAUCAGACUGUUUUAAUUGGGUUUUAUUAAUGUCAGGAUAAUAAGGACAUAUUUAUUUGUCAUCAUGCCAUUGUGACCAUGCAAUAGCGUUUAAAUGUUCUUCUCAGUUCUUGUCAUCAGUAUGAUUUAGGCUGUUGCUGAUUAAACCAGUCUGUUGGUCACUUUAUGUUGGUAAGAAAAAUACUUUUUCAAUCGACAACAUGCAAUAUUUUCAAUAAAUAGUAUUUAUUUACAACAUGCUGCUUCAUAGUUUUUUAAUAUCUUAAAUAUCAUAGGCUUUGAGAUGUUCAUUUUAUAUGCAACUUUAGACUUUUCCAUUACAAGUACUAUCAAAUUAUUUGCUAGUGGGCCUCUAACUAAUCAUGUUCUCAGGAUACUCUGAACGCAGUGUGGUUUGUGAACUGAAAAGAUUAUGCCAUAUAUGUUACUUGACUGUAUAGAGCCUUCCUCAGCCUUUUUAGUAUCUCGAACUGGUAAUGUUUUUUUUAUGUAAUAAAAAAAUAAAGAUGAUCACUAUAAGCAUUUAUAA